Coccidioides immitis RS is the source of this 1176-nucleotide messenger RNA. RefSeq lists its product as uncharacterized. Bases 1 to 1176 code for a protein of 391 amino acids. Lineage: Eukaryota; Fungi; Ascomycota; Eurotiomycetes; Onygenales; Onygenaceae. The record is from RefSeq and is a predicted model, not a curated record. The transcript has 7 exons.
AUGGUCUUCAAGUGGGUGUUCUCUCAGGAUAUAAUCCAAGAAGUCCACUUGAAUAUGUCUUUGAGUGCCUUGUGGAAAAUGGCUUCCAGCCUUUUGCAAAUUCAAGAGAGUGCUAUCGGCAAGGUAUAUUCUCCCAGGUCUGAAAGGCCUAGAGUAAUGAGAGAGAUAUGGAAUAUGGGUGUUGCAGCGGUCGUAUUCGUCAUCUCUAAGCGCUGUUUGGGCUCACCGCGGAUCCGAAAGACGAUUUGGGCAGAAAGCGUCUCUGUUCAAGCACGACGGUGGUUGAGGCCUCGACGCAGAAGACAUGCUAAAAAAUAUCAUUGUUCGAAAUUGCUUGUCGGUCAACGGACGCUGAAGUUGGGUUGGUCUCGGUAUCGCGUGGCGGCGGUCCGAGAAGAUUUUGCAAGUCACAACCACACCUGGUCGAAAAUGGAGUACCCGUUCGGCGAUGGUAACAUGAUUCCCGUACGCGGUAACUACCUACAGGCGUCCGGAGAUGGCAGUAUGGCGGUGGUUGGUAUUGAAGUGCCAAGUUCAUACAUUAAAUCAUCUUCUUGGAUGGUUGAAGCUACAUGUGCAUUGGCUUGCGCUGAGUUGUUCGCAAUGACAAGCGCCGCAACCCACUGUCGUCAUCCUGGACUUGAGUCGAGCGGAAUGACUCCGUGGUUUGUCUUGACGGUCUCGCAACGGGAAAUCUUGGUGAGGAAUCCCGCCAGGCUGACCAGCGAAAUAUCGUCGGUCUGCGCUGAAGCGCAGAUCUGCCCGCCCUAUGGUUGGAAGGUACCAUGUCCGUUGUGGAAUAUUGUGGGGGAAAAGUGCAAUCAUGAUGCUCCGUCAAUUGCGAGGAUGAUGCGGAUUCCGCAAGCAAUUAACGUGAGCUUAGCCCAUGCUGGCUGGUUCAGUACCGUGAACAGAUGGAAUAUGGUACGCCAUCCUCUCGACAAGCUUCUCCAAUGUCUGAUGCUUGGCUCGCUUUGGGCGGGCCUUUGGAUACUACUACUGGAGUUGCCAGGGAUCAGUCGCGAAAAGAAAUGCUUUCAACCUGCUCAGUGGGAGCAUAUUUGGCUCCUCCAAGCUGUCGAGGCCAUUCCCUUCCCUCUCUACGCUGUAUCUAUGCCUACUCUGGAUAUCCCAAGAUAUCUUAAUCAUUUCGUGCCCUUGGGUCUUUCACGGUAA